Piliocolobus tephrosceles (Ugandan red Colobus) is the source of this 2539-nucleotide messenger RNA. RefSeq names its product elongin BC and polycomb repressive complex 2 associated protein (gene EPOP). Bases 472 to 1611 code for a protein of 379 amino acids. Gene Ontology annotation, biological process: neuron fate commitment. The transcript has a single exon. NCBI's taxonomy places the organism in Eukaryota, Metazoa, Chordata, Mammalia, Primates, Cercopithecidae. The record is from RefSeq and is a predicted model, not a curated record.
CGAGGGGGCAGUUCUCUAUAACGCGGUCUCCGGGAGCCAGCGGGGAAGAAAGAAACCGAGCGGGCGGAAGGCGCCCUCCCCGCCGCCUGGGCCCGGGCACCGGGUGCCGGGCCCGGGGUCCUUCCCGCCUCCCGCGGCCGCAGGCCGCUUUGUUUCCCCUGCCUCUGCGCUUCGGGCGACUCGAGAGGGUCUCCCGCCCGGGCUGCGAAGGGGACGCGGCGGUAGAAGGGCGGCCGACCCCGCCGGGACUCACAGGGACCCAGGAGUCCGGCUGCCGGGAGGGCCGCGUGAGGAGAGCGAAGAGGGAGCCCAAGCUCUGCGGCCCUGGGUAGCGGGCCGGGGGCGCCCGUGAGCAGAGACCUCCCCGUCGACGGGGGGCGAUGUUCCCCUCUCCCGUGGGCUCUUCGGGUAGCCAGGGCAUCCCGCCGCUGGGACCUGGACCCCCUCAGUGGGCACCCCUCAGGCUGCUCCAUGGAGACCCUGUGUCCCGCACCCCGCCUGGCAGUGCCGGCGUCCCCGCGAGGGUCGCCCUGCUCUCCCACGCCCCGGAAGCCGUGUCGGGGGACCCAGGAAUUCUCUCCGCUGUGCCUGCGUGCCCUCGCCUUCUGCGCCCUUGCCAAGCCCCGGGCGUCCUCUCUGGGCCCGGGGCCUGGGGAGCUGACGGCGCGGUCUCCCGUGCUGCGGGGCCCUCACGCCCCCCUGCGCCCUGGCGGCUGGGCCCCGGAUGGCCUGAAGCACCUCUGGGCACCGACCGGGCGGCCCGGCGUUCCUAACACCGCGUCCAGCGCGGAUGCGGACGUCGCAGCGUGCCCCCGCCGCGGAGAAGAGGAAGAGGGCGGAGGCGGUUUCCCGCACUUUGGCGUUCGCUCCUGUGCACCUCCGGACCGCUGCCCUGCGCCCCCGCGCCCUCGGGAAUCUACGACCGGCUUCGCCUCGGCCCCGCCUCGCCCGGCCCCGGGUCUCGAGCCUCAGCGUGGCCCAGCCGCCAGCCCGCCUCAAGAGCCCAGUUCCCAGCCUCCGUCGCCACCUGCGGGCCUCUCCACCGAUCCCGCGGGUCCCGGGGCGGCGCCGGGGCCAUUCCUGCCUGGCCAGCCUGCCGAAGUCGAUGGAAACCCCCAGCCGGCCGCCCCCGAGGCUCCAGCGGCCAGCCCCUCGACGGCCAGCCCGGCUCCGGCCGCACCUGGAGAUCUCCGCCAGGAACAUUUCGAUCGUCUGAUCCGCCGGUCGAAACUUUGGUGUUACGCGAAGGGCUUCGCCUUGGAUACCCCGAGUUUGCGCCGGGGGCCAGAGCGGCCGCCUGCGAAAGGGUCGGCUCGGGGAGCCGCCAAGAAACGCCGGCGGCCGGCGCCCCCUGCGCGCACCGCGCAGCCCCGCCGCCCUGCACCGACGCUCCCCACCACGAGCACCUUCAGCCUCCUCAACUGCUUCCCCUGCCCCCCGGCCCUGGUGGUGGGGGAAGACGGAGACCUAAAGCCGGCAUCCUCGCUUCGCCUCCAGGGAGACUCUAAGCCCCCGCCCGCCCACCCGCUGUGGAGGUGGCAGAUGGGGGGUCCCGCUGUCCCUGAGCCCCCUGGCCUCAAAUUCUGGGGGAUCAACAUGGAUGAAAGCUGACCGUGGGACUUCUGCCAAAGGGGAAAAGUUGGGACCAUGGCCAAACCGCGGGCUUGAGGAGGGAGCCCCGUUUCUCACAUUUGUCCCCUUCCUUUACAUUUUAGGAGCUGUGGGCAGAGGGACCUAAAUGACAGUGAUCUUCAUUCAAGCACCUAAGUGUUCGGGGUGACAGUCCCUCCCCCUCAUCCUUUGCAAAGAAACCCAGGGCUGGAGUCGGGAGAAGGCUUAAGCAAAAAAGGCUGAUGACAUAGAUUCCAAUCCCUGCCCCCUUCCAUCUCGGACCGUUGGAGGCAGGGCCUGCACCCCAGUGGGAGCAAAGGAGGCUUCCGCUCAAAGACAGCCCCCCCCCAAAAAAAGGAGAGGAGAGAGACCUCGGUGAUGGACAAACCGGUUGUUACUGUGUCUGUGGGCGAGCCUGGGGUGCUGGGGCUGCGGUGGGGGUGGGGAGGUGAUUGGCAGCUCCCUGGGGGCAUCCCCCACCCCCACUGUCCAGGCCUUUAACCCUUUGCUCCCCUCAGGCCUUCCCUAACGCUCCAAGCACGGUUGGAGCCUUCAAUGGGUGAGGGAGCUUGGGUAAGAGGUAGAUCACCCCCUUCCUGUCCCCUGUCUAGGCCCCCUGAAGUGCAGGUGACCCCUAAUUGGUGAGAUCUUCAGUCUCAGCCGCCGACCUUUCCCUUUUGUCCAGUUUUGGAGUUCCCAUCUUUUUCCCUGUUUGCUUUCCGAGUGUAAGGUCUGGCCGGUGAGAAAGAUUCCCCCCAACCUUGAUUAAUCAGCCCUUUCCCCCAACUUACUUUCCGUAGGACGGGUAGGGCUGAGGGACCUCCUCUCCAGAAAAGUGCUUACUUUGCCUGGGGAAGGGGCAAGACACUGUCCCAGGGAAAGUAAUAGAAGGUGGAAGAAAUCAAUAAAAUCAGACCAAACAAGUCGC